This is a messenger RNA of Clonostachys byssicola, 5481 nucleotides long. NCBI's taxonomy places the organism in Eukaryota, Fungi, Ascomycota, Sordariomycetes, Hypocreales, Bionectriaceae. The record is from the annotation of a GenBank genome assembly.
AUGGACCUUUUCCGGGUCAGGCUGAAUUGCAUCGAUCACUAUCAGGCAACCCCGACGCGUUAUGAUCCGCAGCUGCGCAACGAUGUCCGCCCGUUCAACAUCUCCAAGCAGCCAAAGGUCCCCGUCAUCAGGGUCUUUGGCUCGACCGAGACCGGCCAAAAGGUCUGCGCGCACAUCCACGGCGCAUUCCCCUACCUCUACAUCGAGUACGAUGGCCAUUUGGCACAAGACUCCGUCGGCGCAUACAUCUACCGCCUGCACCUCGCCAUCGACCAAGCCCUCGCCGUGAGCUACCGCCGCGAUCAGUUCGAUAACAAUGCGCGAUACGUGGCCAGGAUUACCCUCGUCAAGGGCGUGCCGUUUUACGGCUUCCACGUCGGGUACAAAUUCUAUCUCAAGAUCUACAUGUUCAACCCCGUCGUCAUGACCAGGUUGACCGACCUCCUCCAGCAGGGUGCCAUCAUGAAGCGGCCCUUUCAACCUUACGAAGCCCACCUCCAGUACCUACUCCAAUUCAUGACCGACUAUAACCUCUACGGCUGCGAGUUCAUCGACGCAUCGAAUACCAAGUUCCGCGCCCCCGUCCCAGACCCAAUUGGCGACUUUCCCUCGUCGCACCUGUGGCAUAGCCAAUCCGUCCCGAGCCAAAAUGUUACAAACGAGUCCGAGCUGCCGCGCGUGAGCCAUUGCUCCAUCGAAGUCGAUAUAUGCGUCCAAGACAUUACAAACCGCCAGAGGGUCGAUGAGAGGCAACUACACCAUGAUUUCGUCGAACGUAAACACCCCAUAGACCCUGAUCAGAAGCUGGUCUUCAGCAUGGCUGGUCUAUGGAGGGACGAAGUCAAGCGCAGAAAGGGGCGGAUGGCCCCCUCCUCGGAGCCGGGAACCAGCCCUCUGCCCUACGAGACUCUCGUUUCAAUGUCAGCGGAAUCUCGCGCGUCGCAACCCGACCCGUGGCUCCAAGAAACAGAACUCCGUGAGGCCAUCCACGAGCUGGUUGGCGAAGAGCUGGAUUCGAAUUGCAAGCCUCUGGAGUUUGAUUCCUUUGUGACCAAGUCCCCAUUUGAGGAUUCCGUCAAGACAGCUCUGCAAUCCGUCGAGGACCUCCACCCCGAAGUACUUUUGCCAGCUCUGGGCCUUGCCCCCGAGCCAAAGACUGCCCAGCAAGAUCAGCAGCCGGGCAAGCCAAGCGAGAAAGACGAGCAAGACGAAUUCAACUUUCCAUACGACUCGGACGAAGACGUAUUCCAGGCGAUAUUCGAACGAGAGCAGGCCAAGGCUAAGGGCCUAUCUGCUCACAAUACCGAUACAAUGGGUGAGGAGGAUGCUGGCCAUGUUUCAGAAGAGUUGUUUGUUCCCCAGGAACCUCCGCCUUCUGCUCAGCCUGUGACGAACCCGGAUGGAUCUUUCAACUUGACCGACUUUGAUGAUUGGACGCCAAUCUCUCUACCCCCCUCUCAAGAAGCAUCUCGGAAGUCUCAAGAAGCGUCUCAGAGAGCAUCCCAAUCGCGGAAACGGCCCUUGGUAGACUCGUCUCCAAUCUCACAUACGAAGCGGGUAAAACUUGGAUCGCUAGCGGAGAGCAGCGCAUUCCACAACGAGCCACCGCCAGGGGGUCAACCCCAGCUCAAUAGCUCGCAACUCUGGCCGUCAUCAAGUCCCGCUGGCUCACAAGGAACCCGGCCAUCGUUCAUGUCGAGGAUUCAGGGCAGUGCCGAACAGACAAUCAACUUCCCCAUUGUAAAGAACGUCUCCCAUUCUCGAGCGAAGCCCGGCCUUCAUCUUCCGAACCAGCCAAGCCGCGGGUCGGUGCCUGAGCUAUCGCAAUGGGAUGCGCCCGAGCCGUCCAGUCCCAGUUCUGAAGCUUCCUUUGAUCAGGGGCUCUCGACACCCCGCGCCGCGAUUCUCUCGUCUCAGGAUGAUUCUCCACAAGAUGAUGUCUCGCUGGACGAUGCUUCUCUGGAUGGUAAUUUUCUGGUUGAUGGUUCUCUGAACGUUGGCUCUCUGGACGAUAAUUCUCUGGAUGAUGGUUCUCUAAACGUUGGUUCUCUGGACGAUAAUUCUCUGGAUGAUGGUUCUCUGGACAAUGGUUCCCUGGUCGAUGCUUCUCUGGAUGAUGCUUCGCUGGACGAUGCUUCUGAGGAGAUGUCUUCCCAGGAUGACGAUUCUCAGGAAGAAGAUUCUCAAGACGAUAAUUCUCAAGACGAAGAUUCUCAAGACGAUAAUUCUCAGGAUGGUGAUCCCCAGGAUGAUUCCUUCCAGGAGGGCUUGGACGAGUUCUAUGACGAGCUGGAUAGUGACCAAGACCUCUUGUUAGACCUCUCGUUGGACCUCUCCUUUGACCAAGGCCUCUCGACACCCCGUCCAGUACUUUCGUCUUCUGAAGAUGACUUGGAACGCUUUUGUGAAGAGCUAGAUGGUGAUGACCCAACGACGCAAACCCUCGUGUAUGGGAUCCCUCCACCAGGUCCCAGUGAACCCUUGUCGUCUCAGCAGGAAGAUGAUGUACCGACGGUAAUCUACCAGGAACCAUUUUACAGCAAGGAGAAGGAUGUUCCUACGAGAAUGCGAGAGUAUGCUGGUCGGGAAUUCCGUCUACGAGGCAACACCUUGCCCUACCUGCCUGACUUUGAUCCCACAGGCGGCGUUUCCUCCACCACUCGUGGCCAGAAGUCCCCAUACCCUCCCAAUAGCGCUACGAAGGAGCCCUGCACACUCCUCAGCUGGGACUUUGCCAAAUUGCCCCCUUCAUACGAGGAAGUGGAGACUUGGUGGUCACAGAAGCAGGAAAAGCAACAAGAACAGUCUUUCAAGAAUUCAUUCGAGUCGACUCCAACACAUUUCCUCUCGCAGAUUGAAGGACCGACUCCUGACAAUAAACAUGGCUUCAAGUACUCCCCGAAGGCCAGAUCGGACAACGCGAAGCUCGAGGGGUCCUACAUGAGCACCAUGAGUCUGGAGAUUCACGUCAACACCCGUGGGAAGCUCGUCCCUAACCCUGAAGAGGACGAGGUUCAGUGUAUAUUCUGGUCGUUCAAGUCGGACGACCCUGCCAACAGCUCUCAGGACUAUCUCCAAGCCGGACAGUCUGGCGUGGUCGUUCUCAGUGAGGACGGCGUCCUAGCACGACGCAUGCAGAAGCUAGACUUGGGGGAAGUGCAUGGCGAGACGUCCGAGCUUGAUGUCUUUGUCCGGAUGGUGGAGAUUGUCCGUUUUCACGACCCGGAUGUACUCACUGGCUUCGAGGUCCAUGCGAGCUCUUGGGGGUUCCUGAUCGAGAGAGCCCGGCUCAUGUAUGACUUCAACCUGUGCGACCAGUUCUCUCGCAUGAAGUGCGAUUCCCAUGGGAGGUUUGGCAAGGAGAGCGAUCGCUGGGGCUUCAACACCACCUCGACCAUCCGCGUUACCGGAAGACACAUGAUCAACAUCUGGCGGGCAAUGCGGGGGGAGCUCAACCUUUUGCAGUAUACCAUGGAGAACAUCGCGUGGCACCUGCUGCACCGUCGAGUGCCCCAUUACCCCUGGGAGGUCCUGACCAGGUGGUACCGCAGCCACAACAUCGCUCAGGUAAUUCGGGUGUUGAGGUACUAUCAGGCACGCACCAGGACUGACCUGGACAUCCUGGAGGCCAACGAGCUCGUCUCGAGAACCAGCGAGCAGGCCAGGGUCCUCGGCGUGGACUUCUUCUCCGUCUUCUCACGCGGCUCGCAGUUCAAGGUCGAGUCCAUCAUGUUCCGGAUCGCCAAGCCGGAGAACUUCAUGCUCGUCUCGCCGAGCCGCAAGCAGGUCGGCGGCCAGAACGCGCUCGAGUGUCUCCCGCUGGUCAUGGAGCCGCAGAGCGCCUUCUACAACAGCCCUCUGCUUGUUCUCGACUUCCAGAGUCUGUACCCCAGCGUCAUGAUCGCCUACAACUACUGCUACUCGACCUUCCUCGGACGCGUGACAGACUGGCGAGGGAUGAAUAAGAUGGGAUUCACGGAGUACAGACGGGAGCAGGGUCUGCUUGGGCUCCUGGAAGACGACAUCAACAUCUCGCCCAACGGCAUGAUGUACGUCAAGCCUGAGAUUCGCAAGUCGCUCCUGGCCAAGAUGCUUAAGGAGAUUCUCGAGACCAGAGUCAUGGUGAAGAGCAGCAUGAAGAAGGACAAGGAGGACAAGGCGCUGCAGCGUCUGCUGAACAAUCGUCAACUUGCGUUGAAGCUCCUUGCGAACGUCACCUACGGCUACACGUCAGCGUCGUUCUCAGGCAGGAUGCCGUGUUCCGAAAUUGCGGAUAGCAUAGUUCAAACUGGGCGCGAGACUCUCGAAAGGGCAGUCGCUCACAUACACUCUAUUGAGAAAUGGGCUGCACAUGUUGUGUACGGCGACACCGACAGCAUAUUCGUCUACCUCCCCGGCCGAUCCAAGGACGAGGCGUUUGACAUUGGUAACGAGAUUGCCGAUGCUAUCACUAAUAUGAACCCGCGCCCUAUCAAGCUCAAGUUCGAGAAGGUUUACCUCCCCUGCGUGCUCCUGGCCAAGAAGCGCUACGUUGGCUACAAGUACGAGAGCCGGGACCAAGUCAAGCCCGACUUUGACGCGAAGGGCAUCGAGACAGUCCGUCGCGACGGCACGCCCGCCGAGCAGAAGAUCGAGGAGAAGGCGCUUCGGAUGCUGUUUGAGUCGGCAGAUCUGAGCCGCAUCAAGUCGUACUUCCGCGAGCAGUGCCGCAAAAUCAUCCGCGGCCACGUCUCUAUCCAGGAUUUCUGCUUCGCCAAGGAGGUGCGCCUCGGGACGUAUUCGGAGAAAGGAACGGCGCCCGCUGGUGCUUUGAUUAGCUCGAAACGCAUGCUCGCCGAUGCCCGUGCUGAACCGCAGUAUGGUGAGAGAGUCCCCUAUGUUGUUGUCAGCGGUGCGCCGGGUGCUCGGCUCGUGGACCGGAGCGUUGCGCCGGAGGACCUGCUCGCGAACCCGCACUGGCGGCUGGACGCGCAGUACUACAUCACCAAGAACAUCAUCCCGCCGCUGGAGCGCAUCUUCAACCUGGUCGGGGCGAGCGUGCGGCAGUGGUACGACGAGAUGCCCAAGGUCAAGCACCACAACAGCCACAUGUUCGCGGCGCAGCGCGGGGGCCGCAAGACGACGCUCGAGGCGUACUUCCAGUCGAUGCACUGCGUGGUGUGCUCGCGCAAGUUCAAGAACUACCAGAACAGCACGGUGUGCCGGCGGUGCAUGGGGAAGAGGAGGGCGCCGGUGGCAUUGUACGCGCUGCAGACGAGGCUGGCGCACGAGGAGAAGCGGUACCGUGAGGUCAUGACGCAGUGCCGGCAGUGCGAGGGGGGCCGGGGCGUGCUGGGGGACGUGCAGUGCGACAGCAAGGACUGCCCGGUGUUUUGGAGCCGGGUGAAGCAGGUCGGGCGGCUGGAGUCGAUGCGGGCGUGCACGGAGCCGGCGAUGCAGAGCCUGAUCCACGGGAUCGAGCGACGGGCGUUGGAGUGGUAA